AAAUUAGAUUAGUACAAAUUACUCCGCUCAUGUUAACGGGAGUUUUGAAAUAGAGCUCUGUGAAAAUAGAUUUUAUAUUUUCAUUUUUGUUUCAAUCAAGAAUAAUCUGAUAAUAUUUAUUGACAUCAAAUAUCAAAAUGAACUUUCUUUAUGAUAGUGAGAAAUGCGAGGCAGAAUCCUAGUGUACCUUGCAACGCUUGCAACUGUUUCAACAAAAUUUAUGUGCUUUAUGGCUACAGAGUAGACAUUGAAAUUUUCUGCAAACGAAAACUCAUUCUCCUUUAAGAAAUUUAAUAAAGAAAUACAUUUGUAUUGCAACUAUUUCAUCGAUACCUUUAAAAGUUGCGGGAAUCAAUUAAUGUCCAGAACUAAAUUCUACAAUUUCCGGAAAAACAAUAAAAUUAUGGCUAGUGAUACAUGCGCAAUUUGCCUGACAAAUUUCACAAACGAAGAAGUUGCAAUUCCCCAAACGUGCAAUCACGCGUUCUGCAAAGAUUGUCUAGAGUCUUGGACUAAGAAAAACAAGAGCUGUCCAAUUGAUCGAAAGUACUUCUAUUCCAAAAGCAUUGUUCCAAAUUACAAAAUCUACAAAAGCUAUAUUCGUCGGCUGCAUCCAUCUGAGUAUAUUUGGGAUAUUAUUUGCCAAAAGUGCCUCAUUGGUGACAAUGAUCCCACGCGGUCAUGCCUAUCUUGCAAGUUUACGUUUCACGAAAAGUGCUUGGACAGCCUCAAUUGUCCUCCUGAAUGGAAAGACAAUGAUUCGGAUGGGCUUCAUGUCAAACAUGAGUUCUGCAAGAAUUUUAGCCACAACUGGAAACCUAUUUCUGAUGACAAUGCUGAGUUGGAGUUAGAUAGUGAUAUGGGGAGUGGUACAGAAUCUGAUGGCCUGCUUUCAAGCCUUGAAGAAGAUGAAAUGUACAGUGAUGAUCAGUUUGACGAGGAAAUGUCCGUAGAUGAAAUAGAUUCUCACGAAGAUUCGUCUGAAGACGAUGAUGAUCUUAAUGAUGUAGCGGCUAUUACUGCAGCAAGACUUCUAUUUUUAAUUUAACAAUUAUGUACGAAAUCCCAGUCAUGGAUUAUUUAUUAAAAAGAAAGACCUCAAUCCAAAAUAAAAAGAUAUUUGUCUCAUUUAUUAGUGAUUGAUCAAAGUGAAAUAUCUGUAAAAUUUAUUAGUGUAUUAUUUCCUGAUUAUUAUUUGAAGUGGUACAAAAAAAAAAAGAUGAAAAAGCGUAAUAAAAAAAGUUAAACACA
Messenger RNA from Phlebotomus papatasi, 1251 nucleotides. Its product is annotated as PHD and RING finger domain-containing protein 1-like. The transcript has 2 exons. NCBI's taxonomy places the organism in Eukaryota, Metazoa, Arthropoda, Insecta, Diptera, Psychodidae. Bases 359 to 1048 code for a protein of 229 amino acids. The record is from RefSeq and is a predicted model, not a curated record.